AUGGCGUCUACUCCAAGCUCUGAAUCUACGGGCUGGACUCCACCCGAAGGCAAUUGUGAUAAAUGCGGAGCCCCUGCUUCUUGGGCAGAAGACUGGACAAAAAACUUGUCAUGGUAUGAUGGCGCCAAACUCCAUGUGGCUACUUAUUUUGCAAGCCCACGCAUGUGGCCCUUAGGGUACAUACUUGGUAGUCAAUAUUCGCCCCUCAAUCUGGAGCAACAAUUUCCAAACCUCAACUGGAGGGACCGCUUCGAAGAUCUUCUCGCACUCGAGUCUGGGAAGAAGAUGAUCAGUGCAGUCAGCAGACAGAAAGAGGCCGCAACCGCCUCUCGGAUCCGCAGUGAGAGUGUCCACGAUGACAUCUCUCGUGUGAAUCAAGACCUUCAGCGCAACCAAGAUUAUGUUGUCCUACUGCAGAAUUUUCGAGAAAUAUCACUUCGCAGGAAAGAUACUGCCCUUGUUUCAAUGAUUGACGAUGACGGACUACUAUUCCAGAGAAAUUGCUCCGAAACGAUCAUCGCAGAUGGGAAAGCUCUCAUUGACAGCCUCAAAAAUCUUCAGAACAAACCGGCUAGCAGCUACAAAAGGAGAGUACCUUGGAUCACUUCUCUCAUCUCGAGCGGUGCGAUGCUAGGAUGGGAGUCGGCGGUUUACGACAGCGCAGACGGGUGGUUGGCAGAUGUCUACAAGGCUGACAGCUCCGGAGACGGUCAUAUUUUCUCUGAGUUGGAUUUGACCAUGAUUUUCAAAGAGGGCUCUCAACUGGAUUUCAGGAGCCCCACAUGGUCGACAUAUGAGGGUUCUUACCGGGUUAGCUACCCGCAAAUCGAGCAGCUCUGCCCGGAGGGAGACGCAGAUCCAGACGCAGAUCAUACAUACGAUACCAUUGAGAAUAUUCGCCCGUCUAUAAUCUCACAAUUGACAACAGCGCAACGGAGAAAGUCGUGGAACGGCAGCAUUGAGACGCGGGUUGUGCUUAAGAACCGCUUCACCAACGGCAAGGAGGAAGAGAAGACGAUCGUGAAUGAUGCUUCGAAAGUUCUCGAAGAGGUGGAAAAGGCACAUGCUUCUGUCAAAGAAAGGCAUAACGCUAUCGGUCUCGCACUCUGGGAGCUGUCAUACCGAAAGCAGAAAGAUGUUCUUGCUGUCGCGAAGGAAAUGGAAGAUGAGGAGGGGGUGGAGUAG
Messenger RNA from Letharia columbiana, 1185 nucleotides. RefSeq lists its product as uncharacterized. The record is from RefSeq and is a predicted model, not a curated record. The transcript has 2 exons. The coding region runs from base 1 to 1185 and encodes 394 amino acids. NCBI's taxonomy places the organism in Eukaryota, Fungi, Ascomycota, Lecanoromycetes, Lecanorales, Parmeliaceae.